Molecule: messenger RNA, 854 nt
Organism: Coffea arabica (coffee)
Lineage: Eukaryota; Viridiplantae; Streptophyta; Magnoliopsida; Gentianales; Rubiaceae
Product: 3-hydroxyacyl-[acyl-carrier-protein] dehydratase FERN, mitochondrial-like
Biological process (GO): fatty acid biosynthetic process
Cellular component (GO): mitochondrion
Molecular function (GO): (3R)-hydroxyacyl-[acyl-carrier-protein] dehydratase activity
Source: RefSeq, a predicted model, not a curated record
ACUUGCAAAAAAGCAUGCUACUAACAACCCAGAACCGAUAACCCAAGAAUAACCAACUCUUUGAAACGUUUUCCUUCUCCCCUCUCAUUGAUUUAUUGUAACCAGCAUUGCAUGCUACGUGUUUGAUGAAUUGCUUCAGAGCAAUGCUCAAGAUAAAGCAUCUAGCUUCUAGCUCCAGCCACUUCUCUGCUUUCUUGCACUCUUCAUCUGCACCGAAUGUGCUGAAAACCGGACAGGUUCUGAAGCUAGCCAGAGCAUUUUCAGACUCGGAUGUUGUGGACUACUCCAAGCUAAGCUUGGACGGGAACCCUUUACAUUUCGAACCUGAAUGUGCCAGAAUUGCCGGUUUCGCUGACAGAUUAGUCCCAGGAAUGCUCGUGGCUUCAUUAUUCCCUAGGAUCAUUGCAUUUCAUUUUCCAGGGGCGGUAUACGUUUCACAAACCUUGCAGUUUAAAUUGCCUGCUUAUAUUGGGGAGGAGAUCACCGGUCAAGUGGAGGCGACUAGUAUCAGGAAACUGAAAAACAAAUACGUGGCAAAGUUUUUGACGAAAUGUUUCAAAGAUGAUGAUACUGUGGUUAUCGAUGGCGAGGCCACGGCAAUCUUACCUGCUCCGGCUUAGGAGAAUUCACGGACGAGAGCAUGAACCAUUCUUCCACAUCCCUGGAAGAAGGCUUCAACCGCAAGUUUAACUUCGACAUUCUUAUUUUCAAAUUGUUAUUUGGUGAAUUGAAUUCCCCCUUCUGUAAUCUUCUGAUGUUAAACACUCCAACGAGCGCUUUCCAAUUCUUUUCCAGCUAAGGAAUGAUGCACAGAACUUCAGCUCAUGCUCACAAAAAUGUUAUGGAUUUGCUUA